AUGGAGGAUAAAGAAUGGAACAAUCAAACAACAGUAAAAGAAUUCAUCCUCCUUGGAUUUGGAAAUGUCCAUGAGUUCCAAACUCUUCUCUUCCUGGUGUUUCUAGUGAUCUAUCUUGUGACCAUGGUGGGGAACUUGCUUAUUGUCAUCUUAGUUGCAGCUGAUCAGCAUCUUCACACCCCUAUGUACUUCUUCCUGGUGAAUCUGUCUUGCUUAGAGUUGUGCUAUAGCUCAACCAUUUUGCUCAGAAUGCUGAACAGUUUUGUAACCAAGAACCAGUCUAUGUCGGUCAAGUUAUGUUUCACACAACUCUAUUUCUUUGGUGGCUUAGCUACAGCAGAAUGUUAUCUCCUUGCUGCCAUGUCUUAUGACCGGUAUUUAGCAAUAUGUAAACCACUGCAUUAUGUGAUCCUAAUGGAUGUCAGGUCCUGUCUGCAGCUAGCAAGUGCUUCCUGGGUAAUUGGGUUCCUCGUUAACUCCCUAACAAUGUCUUUAGUAACACACUUAGUAUUCUGUGGACCUAAUGAAAUUGACCACUUCUUCUGUGAUUUUACCCCACUACUUAAACUGUCCUGCAGCAAUACCUUAAGAGUACAGCUGUUGAUAUUCAUUCUGUCAGCUCUCUUUGGAUUGGUCCCUUUUAUUUUAACCCUCAUGUCCUAUAGCUCUAUCAUAAGAAACAUUCUAAGGAUCCCAUCGACUGUUGGAAGGAAAAAAGCAUUUUCCAUCUGCUCUUCCCAUCUUAUUGUGGUUACACUCUUUUAUGGAACUAUAGUAAUUGUAUAUGUGUUGCCAAAAAACAGCACACUGAGGGAACUUAACAAGGCCUUCUCUGUCAUCUACACUGUUUUGACUCCACUGGUGAAUCCUUUUGUGUACAGCCUGAGAAAUAAAGACAUUAAACAUGCUUUGAGCAAAGCUGUCAGACAUUUUAUUGACUGA
Messenger RNA from Elgaria multicarinata webbii, 942 nucleotides. RefSeq names its product olfactory receptor 11L1-like. The coding region runs from base 1 to 942 and encodes 313 amino acids. Gene Ontology annotation, biological process: G protein-coupled receptor signaling pathway. NCBI's taxonomy places the organism in Eukaryota, Metazoa, Chordata, Lepidosauria, Squamata, Anguidae. Gene Ontology annotation, cellular component: membrane. The transcript has a single exon. Gene Ontology annotation, molecular function: olfactory receptor activity; G protein-coupled receptor activity; odorant binding. The record is from RefSeq and is a predicted model, not a curated record.